AUGGACAGCUACAGGAUAGCAAUAUGCCUCAAGAACAACCCAAGUAAGAUGAUAGGGACGUUUUUUGCAAACGAGGACGGGAUGGUAAAGCUUGAGAAUGCAUUUUUUGAGUCAAACUCGAAGAUUGUGUUUCCUACGAUUGUGAUUUCCGAGAGUGAUAUUGUGGGAGUGAUGAGAGUUGAGGAUUGCGAGGUAAGAAGCAUAGCUGAGAAGAGUGGUGGCAAGAACGUAAGCAACGAAGGAUUGGAACAUGUGGAUGGGGAGUUUAAAAUAGAUUCUGAGAUUUCUAAUGCAAAAAGAACAAGUACAGGUGGAGUAAGUAAGAUUGCAACAGGUGAUUGUGGAGUAACGCAUAACUAUGCUGAGGCACAACAAGAAGGAAAGGAUUGGAAUCAGUUUGAAGCAAACUCAAAGCUUUUUAAUAUAGACGGAAAGUUUGAUGAGCAAGAGUACAUGGAGGUGAUUGACAGGACAUGUGAAGUUUAUAAGGCAAAUAUAUUAAUUGCAAAAAAAAUUGAGAAUGAAAUAAUGCACUCAGCAACAAAUGAUCAGCAUAUACUUGAGGAGCGAGGAGUGAAGGUAAACAGAGAGGAAGAUGCAUAUUCAAGCGUGAUUAGAAAAACAGAGGGUACUGAGGAUGCAAUACAUACUGAAACAUCGUUUGAAGGAAGAAAGGACAAAGCAAUGAAACUGAAGAACAACACAGUUAGAAGAAAGAUGGUGAUAGAGAUUGAAGGAUUGUCACAUGAGACAGGUACAGAAAGCUCUGGAUUUAUAGACGGAAGCAACAGAGAAGAUAAAAGAAAAGGGGAAGUAGGUAGAAGCAUAGGAGUGACAGAUGAGAAGAAGAUGAAUGGAUCUAUACCGAAAAGCGUGACGUAUGGAUGGAUGAAUACGCAAUUUGAGUCGAUUGAUCAAAUGCUCAAUACUAUGAAGUCCAAGUUUGUUGGGAAGCUUGCAAAUGAAGAAAACGAUCAGAAAUGGGGAGCUGGGAUUAAUUGGAAGACUGGAGCAAAGAGUGUAAUUUCAAGGUCCAUGAAGACUAAUAAGGCCCCAUUACUUGGAAAUAAGCAGAUAAUUAAGAAGGGAUCGACUACGAAGUAA
Ordospora colligata OC4 is the source of this 1104-nucleotide messenger RNA. RefSeq lists its product as uncharacterized. The transcript has a single exon. Lineage: Eukaryota; Fungi; Microsporidia; Ordosporidae. Gene Ontology annotation, molecular function: RNA binding. Bases 1 to 1104 code for a protein of 367 amino acids. Gene Ontology annotation, cellular component: cytoplasmic stress granule. The record is from RefSeq and is a predicted model, not a curated record. Gene Ontology annotation, biological process: cytoplasmic stress granule assembly.